AUGGCAGUGCCCCGAGAGGCCGCCCGAGUCCGAGACAAGCCAGGCCACGGUGGGGUGCAUCCAGCCCCCGCCGCGGGCCGGGACUACCCCGCUCGCCCCGGCGCCGCACCGCCGCGGGACUCCGGCAGCCGCGGCCGCUGGAGAGACCUGGUGCUGCAGCCGCUCCGGCGCUCCCGGAAACUUUCCUCAGCGCUGUGCGCCGGCUCUCUGUCCUUUCUGCUGGCCCUGCUGGUGAGGCUGGUGCGCGGGGAGAUCGGCCGGGACCCGGAGCAGAGUAAGGAGGUGGCGGCUGCGGCGGCGGAGGAAGCGGCCCUGGGAGCAGAAGGGGGCGUCUUCCCCGGGCUUCGGGGAGGUGCUCCCGGGGGCGGCGCGCCGCUCAGCCCCUGGCUGCAGCCCUCGGCGCUGCUCUUCAGUCUCCUGUGUGCCUUCUUCUGGAUGGGCUUGUACCUCCUGCGCGCCGGGGUGCGACUGCCUCUGGCCGUCUCACUGCUGGCAGCCUGCUGCGGGGGGGAAGCGCUCGUCCAGAUUGGGCUGGGCGUCGGGGAGGAUCACUUACUCUCGCUCCCGGCCGCGGGGGUGGUGCUCAGCUGCUUGGCCGCCGCGACAUGGCUGGUGCUGAGGCUGAGGCUGGGCGUCCUCAUGAUCGCCUUGACUAGCGCGGUCAGGACCGUGUCCCUCAUUUCCUUAGAGAGGUUCAAGGUCGCCUGGAGACCUUACCUGGCGUACUUGGCCGGCGUGCUGGGGCUCCUCCUGGCCAGGUACGUGGAGCAAAUCUUGCCGCAGCCCGCGGGGGCGGCUCCGAGGGAGCAUUUCGGGUCCCAGCUGAUUGCUGGGACCAGGGAAGAUAUCCCAGUAUUUAAGAGGAGGAGGCGGUCCAGUUCCGUGGUGUCCGCCGAGAUGUCCGGCUGCAGCAGCAAGUCUCAUCGGAGGACCUCCCUGCCCUGCAUACCGAGGGAACAGCUCAUGGGGCAUUCAGAAUGGGACCACAAGCGAGGGCCAAGAGGAUCACAGUCUUCAGGAACCAGUAUUACUGUGGAUAUUGCCGUGAUGGGUGAAGCUCAUGGUCUCAUUACCGACCUCCUGGCAGACCCUUCUCUGCCCCCCAACGUGUGCACAUCCUUGAGGGCCGUGAGCAACCUGCUUAGCACCCAGCUCACCUUCCAGGCUAUUCACAAGCCCCGCGUGAAUCCUGUUAUUUCCUUCAGUGAAAACUACACCUGUUCUGAUUCUGAAGAAAGCUCUGAAAAAGACAAGCUGGCUAUUCCCAAGCGUCUGAGAAGGAGUUUGCCUCCUGGUUUGUUGAGACGUGUUUCAUCAACUUGGACAACCACCACCUCAGCCACAGGCCUACCCACUUUGGAGCCUGCCCCAGUCCGGAGGGACCGUAGUGCCAGCAUCAAACUGCAUGAAGCAUCUUCAUCAAGUGCUGUUUGUCCUGAUUCUUGGAAUAACCCAGUGAUGAUGACCCUCACCAAAAGCAGAUCCUUCACUUCGUCCUAUGCUGUUUCUGCAGCUAACCAUGUAAACUCAAAAAAGCCAAAUCGACCAGGUGCCCUAGCUAAAAUUUCACCUCUUUCGUCGCCCUGUUCCUCACCUCCCCAAGGGACCCCCGCCAGCAGCCCAGUCAGCAAAAUUUCUGCAGUGCAGUUUCCAGAAUCUGCCAACACAGCUGCCAAACAGGGCCUAAGUUCUCACAGGGCAUUAACUUAUACUCAGAGUGCCCCUGACCUAUCUCCUCAGAUCCUCCCUCCACCUGUUAUAUGUAGCAGCUGUGGCAGGCCAUAUCCCCAAGGGACCCCUGCUGCUGUGCCCCUGGAGAGAAGCAGUGCCACCAUUCGGACACCAAGCAGAACGGAUGACACUACUCAAGUUACCUCUGAUUAUGAAACCAAUAACAACAGCGAUAGCAGUGAUAUUGUACAGAAUGAAGAUGAGACUGAGUGCCCGAGAGAGCCUCUAAGGAAAGCUUCGGCUUGUGGCACCUACACGUCUGAGACCAUGAUAUUCCUGGACAAACCAGUUCUUGCUCCUGAACCUCUUGUCAUGGAUAACUUGGACUCAAUUAUGGAGCAGCUAAAUACUUGGAAUUUUCCAAUUUUUGAUUUGGUGGAAAAAAUAGGAAGAAAAUGUGGCCGUAUUCUUAGCCAGGUAUCAUACAGACUUUUUGAAGACAUGGGCCUCUUUGAAGCUUUCAAAAUUCCAGUUAGGGAAUUUAUGAAUUAUUUUCAUGCUUUGGAGAUCGGAUACAGGGAAAUUCCUUAUCAUAACAGAAUCCAUGCCACUGACGUCUUACAUGCUGUUUGGUAUCUUACUACACAACCUAUUCCAGGCCACUCAACUGUGAUUAAUGAUCACGGAUCAGCAAGUGAUUCAGAUUCUGACAGUGGGUUUACACAUGGACAUAUGGGAUAUGUAUUCUCAAAAAUGUAUAAUGUGCCUGAUGAUAAAUACGGAUGUCUCUCUGGAAAUAUCCCUGCCUUAGAGUUAAUGGCCCUGUAUGUAGCUGCAGCCAUGCAUGAUUAUGAUCACCCAGGAAGGACUAAUGCUUUCCUGGUUGCAACUAGUGCUCCUCAGGCGGUGCUCUAUAAUGAUCGUUCAGUUUUGGAGAACCAUCAUGCAGCUGCUGCAUGGAAUCUUUUCAUGUCCCGGCCAGAGUACAACUUCUUAGUUAAUCUUGACCAUGUGGAAUUUAAGCAUUUUCGUUUCCUCGUCAUUGAAGCAAUUUUGGCCACUGACCUGAAGAAACACUUUGAUUUCGUAGCCAAAUUUAAUGCCAAGGUUAAUGAUGAUGUUGGAAUAGAUUGGACCAAUGAAAAUGAUCGUCUACUGGUUUGUCAAAUGUGUAUAAAGUUGGCUGAUAUCAAUGGGCCAGCUAAAUGUAAAGAGCUCCAUCUCCAGUGGACAGAGGGUAUUGUCAACGAAUUUUAUGAACAGGGUGAUGAAGAGGCCAGCCUUGGGUUACCAAUAAGCCCCUUCAUGGACCGUUCUGCUCCUCAGUUGGCCAAUCUUCAGGAAUCCUUCAUCUCUCACAUUGUGGGUCCUCUGUGCAACUCCUAUGAUUCAGCAGGACUAAUGCCAGGGAAAUGGGUGGAAGACAGUGAUGAGUCAGGAGAUACUGAUGACCCAGAAGAAGAGGAGGAGGAGGAAGAAGCACCAAAUGAAGAGGAAACCUGUGAAAAUAAUGAAGCUCCAAGAAAGAAAACUUUCAAAAGGAGGAAAAUCUACUGCCAAAUAACUCAACACCUCCUGCAGAACCACAAGAUGUGGAAGAAAGUCAUUGAAGAGGAACAGCGGUUGGCGGGCAUAGAGAGUCAAUCCCUGGACCAGUCACCCCAACAGCAUUCCUCAGAACAGAUCCAGGCCAUCAGGGAAGAAGAGGAAGAGAAAGGGAAGCCAAGAGGAGAGGAGAUCCCAACCCUGAAGCAAAACCAGUGA
Puma concolor (puma) is the source of this 3435-nucleotide messenger RNA. RefSeq names its product phosphodiesterase 3A (gene PDE3A). NCBI's taxonomy places the organism in Eukaryota, Metazoa, Chordata, Mammalia, Carnivora, Felidae. Gene Ontology annotation, molecular function: 3',5'-cyclic-nucleotide phosphodiesterase activity. Gene Ontology annotation, biological process: signal transduction. The record is from RefSeq and is a predicted model, not a curated record.